Messenger RNA from Aspergillus chevalieri, 432 nucleotides. It is a transcript of the gene RPS16, whose product is annotated as 40S ribosomal protein uS9. The transcript has 4 exons. The record is from RefSeq and is a predicted model, not a curated record. Gene Ontology annotation, biological process: translation; maturation of SSU-rRNA from tricistronic rRNA transcript (SSU-rRNA, 5.8S rRNA, LSU-rRNA). Gene Ontology annotation, molecular function: structural constituent of ribosome; RNA binding. Lineage: Eukaryota; Fungi; Ascomycota; Eurotiomycetes; Eurotiales; Aspergillaceae. Bases 1 to 432 code for a protein of 143 amino acids. Gene Ontology annotation, cellular component: ribosome; cytosolic small ribosomal subunit.
AUGGCUUCCGUCCCGAGUGUGCAAUGCUUCGGCAAGAAGAAGACGGCUACCGCUGUCGCCCACUGCAAGCAAGGCAAGGGUCUUGUCAAGGUUAAUGGCCAGCCCCUCUCUCUGGUCCAGCCUGAGAUCCUCCGCUUCAAGGUCUACGAGCCCCUCCUGAUUGUUGGUGCCGACAAGUUCGCCGGUGUCGACAUCCGUGUCCGCGUCUCCGGUGGUGGUCACACCUCGCAGGUCUACGCCAUCCGCCAGGCCAUCGCCAAGUCCAUCGUCGCCUACUACCAGAAGUACGUCGACGAGCACUCCAAGAACCAGCUCAAGCAGGCUCUUGGCCAGUACGACCGCACACUGCUCGUUGCCGACAACCGCCGCGCCGAGCCCAAGAAGUUCGGUGGUCGCGGUGCCCGCGCAAGGUACCAGAAGUCCUACCGUUAA